Molecule: messenger RNA, 795 nt
Organism: Dictyostelium purpureum
Lineage: Eukaryota; Evosea; Eumycetozoa; Dictyosteliales; Dictyosteliaceae
Exons: 3
Coding region: 1-795 (264 amino acids)
Source: RefSeq, a predicted model, not a curated record
AUGGGAAAAUCAAUAUUUCAAUUUAAAUCAGCAGAUGCAGAUUCACCAAAACCAUUCCCACAAGAAGAGGAUAAGCCAUUAGUUGUUUUAUUAGGUUGGAUGGGCAGUAAAAUGGUUCAUUUAAAUAAAUAUGGUGACCAAUGGAGAAAAAGAGGUUUCAAUACAUUAUCAUAUUGUUCAAAUCCAUCAGAGAUAUUAAUGCCGGGUGCUAUUAAAAAGAAAGGUACACUCAUGCUCGAACAAAUUAGUAUGUAUGUAAAAGAAAACCCAAAAUGUAAUACUAUUAUUUUCAAUGCAAUGUCAAAUGGUGGUGGUUUCUAUUAUAGUUUUAUGAUAGGCGAGAUUCACGACAACCAGAAAUGGCAACACUUAAGACCCUAUGUCAGAGGUACUGUAUUAGAUUCAUUACCAGCAAUUAGACCAUGGUCUGUUUUCACUGCUUUUAAAAUGACUUCACCAAACUUUUUGGUAACCUGUGUCUUAUUUGUUCUUAUUCCAUUUGUUAUGUUAUUAUUUGCUGGUUAUAUGAAAAUAUAUGUAAACAAUCUUCAAAGUGCCAAGAAUCAAUGGCAACAUUUAAUUUUAUACUCUAAAAGCGAUAUCAUUGUUCAUUCAGAUGAUAUUGAUAAAAUUGUAAUGGUUAUUAAAGAUAAUAUUAUAAACAAACAACAGUUAGAUACAAAGUGCUGGGACGAUUCCCCACAUGUUUCGCAUUUACGUCAUCAUCCAAUCGAAUAUGAAAAUAGAUUGAAUAAUUUCGUAGAAUCUAUUAAAAGACACGGAUUUUCAAAAUAA